AUGGACUGGGCUAUCAACGCAGCUAAGAAGAAAACUAAAGCGAUUCCUGGCGGCUCAAGGUCGAUUAUUGAAUCUCUGAAUAAGCUGAAUAACAUAUCUUGCGAUGGGCAAGAUGCUAUAAAUGAGAUCUUAAGUGAUAUUGAUUUUUCGCUUUUGGGUAUAUCAAUACUUCCAGCAGAUAAGAAUAGAUCACUAAUAAUAAAAACAAAAAAUAUUGAACACUUGGAUACAAAGCCUGACAGUAAAGACGAUAACUCAACUAGAAACGAACUGAAAUCGAUCGAAGUUAACCCACUUUCUGAAGAUAAUUCGACUGUAUUCAAUGUUAAAGCCACUUUGAGCAGUGCUGCACCUAAAAAAAAUAAGGACUUAGUUAAUACGCCUAUAAAGAGAGAGAGUGGUAUUCCUAGUAUUACACCAAAGUCUAUGUCAAUAGAGAAAAAAGAUGAAAAUGGUUUAACAAGUAAUGAUGUAACUAUUGCAAAUAGUAGCAGUUUAAAGGAAAAAGACAGUAAGUCAGGUUCUCCUACAAAAUCUGAAUGGUCCCCAUUUAAAUCAAAUAAGUCAUUUUCAAAUUUGUCUUCAAAUAUUAAUGAGACUUUAAAACACCAAAAUCACAAUAUCAUUGAUACACAUAAUCAAACCACUACAAAAGAAGGUGAAGAUACAAGUAUUUUGUCUAAUAAUGACAAAAAUAAAGCAGAGUCGGAGACAAAAAUUAGUAGCAAAUCUUUCACUAAUAAGGAAAGAGUUUUACGAAAGAGGUCUAAUAUGUUUAUACCACUGCCGACCAAAGAGACAUAUGUGAUCAAGUCCUCACCUGAUAAGCAAAGUAAUAAUCAGGAAGUUUCAAAAUUGGGUUCUAUGUCUAAGUCUAACAAACUUCACAAUUUGAAGUCAGAAAUGCCAUUAACUAUCAAAGAUGUACGUUUGGAUUCCAGUAAGCAAAAUCUAAAUGAGAGUUCAGAGAAAAAUAGAAAGAUAUCAGCUAGUGAUAAUGUUUUUGAGCGUCUAGCAAAGGUUCCGACUAAAUCUUUUGAGAAAAAGAUAACGAAAACUUAUAAACCAUAUUCCGAUUCAAAAAGUAUGUAUUCUCCAACUAGAAAGCGUAAUUCACUUGCAGGCAAGGGGAUUAUAAAGACCACCUCAGGUCAAGUGGAUACAUCAAUGAAUGAAACACUGAAAGGUAUUUUUGAGUUGAAUUCUCCUAAAACCUUGCUAAGUAAUGACUCUAAAGCUCAGAUCGUAUCAUCUUCAACUUCAAUUGCCACUAACAAAGGCAUGCGAAAAUCAUUACAGCCCAGAAUAGACGUAAAAUCUUUAUCUACUGUGACUAGUAGAUUAAUCCCAAAUGGAAGAUCAGAACUCAAUGAUGGAAAUAAUAAAGUUAAUUUACACAGCAAUAAGUCUAGUCAUGGAAUAUAUCUAAAUAAAAUGAAGCCUACAGAAAGAUUAACUCCAAUUAGGAUUAAAUCUGGUAAUACAAUCACAUCGCCAACUGAAUCAAGUUUGUUAAAGCUCAGUAACAGAGGAUCCCCAAAACGAGUUGCUAAAUUACACCAUAAAUUGGACUCAAAGGAUCCUGCAAAGCAUAAAAAUGAUAGAUUAACUAACUUUCAACUUUUGCCUAGUUUGGAAUCAAAGAAGAAUGAAUUAAAGAAGAAGUUGAACAAAAGGUUAUCUGAAGUCAUGAGGAGCCAACAAGAUCAUCAUAGAAGAAGGACUGAGUUACAAAAGAGGAAAUCACAAAUAUAUGAAGACCUUAAGAAAAGAACGAAACCGGCAAGUGAAAUAAAAGACAGCAACAAGAAAAAUGUUGAUACUUCUCUUGAUGGAAGUAAUUUUAUUCGAUACCGCGAUAAAACUCACAAUGAUACAAAUAGUGAAAUGAAAGGAAUUCUGGAUACAAUCAAUACUGUUGAUCAUAGAAUCAUUAUUGGCGAGAGUACUCGAAACCAAGAGGAGAAUGUUGGUGAUGCUACUUUACCAGAAAUUUAUUCAGAUUCGGAAGCGGAUGAUACCUUGGUGCUGGCCACUUGGGCAGAGACUGCAAAUUUGAAGAAGGCACUUGUUGAUCAGGCCGGUUUGGAUCCAAAUGAUAUAUUUGGACCAGCAUAUCCUUUGAAACCAGAAGAAAUAUUCAGUCCCACUAGAAUGGCUAAACUAAAAUCCAAACACUAA
Nakaseomyces glabratus is the source of this 2181-nucleotide messenger RNA. RefSeq names its product Sli15p (gene SLI15). NCBI's taxonomy places the organism in Eukaryota, Fungi, Ascomycota, Saccharomycetes, Saccharomycetales, Saccharomycetaceae. The record is from RefSeq and is a predicted model, not a curated record.